Thlaspi arvense is the source of this 3050-nucleotide messenger RNA. The record is from the annotation of a GenBank genome assembly. Lineage: Eukaryota; Viridiplantae; Streptophyta; Magnoliopsida; Brassicales; Brassicaceae.
UAUAUGGUCUAUUUUCACCUCAUUUUCAAGUUGGAGAAUUUCAAAUUAACUUCUCCAUUGAAAUUUAAUCAAACCAUCCUUUAAAAGACUAUAUAUAUAUCCAAACAAAAAGGGGUUCCUAAGGACUCGUGUAUGUAUAUAUGGGGUCAUUUGUUUUCUCCAAAACCAUUCGUUUUCAAUUUCAUUAAAAUGAUGACAGCUCAGAGAAAAGGAUCGACAACCCUCCACACGUGCCAUAAGUGCCGGCGCACCAUUCUUUACAGAUGCCUCGCCGUAAUUCACACGUGUGGCAUCAUAGCCCUCAUGUAUCACCAUGUACACUCACUUCUCACAGAAAACACAACGACUCUAAUAACAUCUCUUCUUCUCCUCUGCGACGUCGCUCUCGCUUUCCUGUGGGCCAGUACGACUUCCCUCCGGCUAAACCCGGUUCAUCGGACCGAGUACCCUGAAAAAUAUGUAGCUAAACCGGAGGAGGACUUUCCGAAGCUGGACGUGUUUAUAUGCACGGCUGAUCCGUACAAGGAGCCUCCGAUGAUGGUGGUCAACACCACCUUAUCUGUGAUGGCAUACGAUUAUCCGUCCGAUAAGAUCUCAGUCUACGUAUCCGACGAUGGAGGAUCGUCGUUGACUUUGUUUGCUUUGAUGGAGGCUGUUAAGUUCUCUGAGCAUUGGCUGCCUUUUUGCAAGAAGAACAGUGUUCAAGAUCGGUCUCCUGAAGUUUAUUUCUCUUCAAAUUCACGCUCUUGGACUGAGGAAGCUGAAAACCUCAAGUUGCGAGUAUCUUCGGUGAUGACAAACUCACCAAUCAUUCUAACACUAGACUGUGAUAUGUACUCAAACAAUCCCACAUCACCGCUUCGUGCUUUGUGCUAUUUGUCAGACCCUAAUCUCAAGUCCGGUUUAGGAUUUGUGCAAUUUCCUCAGAAGUUUCAAGGAAUAAACAGAAGCGAUAUCUACGGUUCCGAGCUCAGACGUCCCUUUGAGAUUAAUAUGGUUGGGUAUGAUGGGCUUAUGGGCCCAAUUCACGUGGGCACUGGAUGUUUCUUCAAUCGACGAGUUUUCUUCGGGCCUCCAACUAAUUUGAUUUUGCCUGAGAUAGAUGAAUUGGGGCCCAAUCGGAUUGUCGAUAAGCACACGCUUAAGGCACAAGAUGUUUUGGCAUUGGCACACGAUGUAGCAGGUUGUAACUACGAGCGCAACACCAACUGGGGCUCCAAGAUUGGAUUUAGAUAUGGAUCAUUAGUAGAAGAUUACUACACAGGAUUUCUGCUCCAUUGUGAAGGAUGGAGAUCAGUGUUUUGCAGACCCCAAAGAGCUGCGUUCUAUGGAAGUUCCCCAAAAUGCCUAACAGAUGUAAUGGGCCAACAAAUGCGAUGGUCCAUUGGACUUUUAGAAAUGGCCUUCUCAAGGUAUAGCCCAUUUACCUAUGGCUUCAAAUCAUUAGGCUUAUUAACGGGCUUAGGUUAUUGCUACUAUGUAGUUGGGCCGUUUUGCUCAGUUUCUCUUCCGGUCUAUGGACUUUUACCCCAACUUGCCCUCAUAUAUGGAGUUAGCGUCUUCCCCAAGGCAUCGGAUCCAUGGUUUUGGCUUUACAUCUUUCUGUUCGUCAGUGCAUAUGCGCAAGAUUUGUCGGAUUUUUUGUUGGAAGGAGGAACCUAUCGGAAAUGGUGGAACGAUCAAAGAAUGUGGGUGAUGAGAGGACUCUCUUCGUUCUUCUUUGGUACAAUACAGUUCACUCUUAAAACCCUAAACCUCUCCACUCCAGGGUUCAAUGUCACCAGUAAAGCCAACGAUGAUGAGGAACAGAGGAAGCGGUACGAGCAAGAAAUCUUCGACUUCGGGUCCUCUUCGUCCAUGUUCUUGCCCGUGACAGUUGUGGCGGUCGUGAAUCUCUUCGCUUUCGUCUGGGGACUUUAUGGUCUUUACGCUUGGGGAGAUGGAUUCGUCCUUGAAUUGAUGCUGGCGAGCUUCGCUGUGGUGAAUUGCUUGCCUAUCUAUGAGGCUAUGGUGUUGAGGAAAGAUGAUGGGAAAUUACCAAAGGGUGUUUGUUUCUUGGCUGUGAUCCUCACGCUCGUUCUUAUUGUAUUUGGUUACUUUCUCUUCAAGUAACUUCAAUCGUUAGGGUUCAUUUACAGCAAUAACACAUCUGCUGAAGUAGAAGAAGACAGGGAGAAUAAUGUGGAUGGAACCUAUGCAACCAUAUUCAAAUCAGCAAAAUUUACAGCAAUAACACAUCUUCAAAUCAGCAAAAUUUAAGAUUUACAUUUUGUAUUUGAUCUACUCGCUAACAAAACUUGUAUUUGCUUAUUUUUCUUUCGGGCUAAUGAGUCAAACCGGUGAAGUUUGAGGAGAAUCUGGAUGGUCGUUGUCGUCGUUCACGGAGGCUUUCGUCGAAGAGAUGAAGACAGAGGAGCGACAGAGAGGGCAAGUGGUGUGAGAAUAAAGCCAAAGAUGAAUACAAUCGAGAUGAAAUAUGUGUUUACAUGAAGGCAUUUCCACCAACUCUUCCUUCAACUCGAAUUCUCCCAAACACACGCAACAUCUGCACCAAAUUUUCAUUAUUAUACCAAAUCAGUCAAACUUUCAAUCAACCAAAAAACAAAAACCAAUGAUAACAUUAACGUACUCAAAUGAGGAUAUGAAAGUAUUACAGACUUUUUUAAAUAAAUUUUGAGUUUUCAAGAUGGGUAUUGUACUAAUUCGAAUGAGGACAAAAACAAUCCAGUGAAUAAAGGUAUAUGUUGUCUAAAAUCUUGAUUUUGGUCUUAUCUGGAAUUUUAACCUUUCCGUCUUUACUUUUAAUAUUCCUUAGCUCUAAGCAACGGACUAAAAACACUUGUGAGCAAAUUGCAUCUCAAUUCGUAUAUUUCAACCUUCAAGAGAUUCGUAGACAUCUAUCUCAAUUCGUAUGUCAAACAGAAAUGGGGACUACGAAUCUUGACAGUUAUAGCUCAAGCACAUGAAAGUUCAUAAAAUUGAAUUGGCCUAAUUGAAGUUUUGUUCAUUACAUUUUGAAUAUCAAGAUGCUGUCACGAUGUUGAAAAGAU